Molecule: messenger RNA, 2856 nt
Organism: Cladocopium goreaui
Lineage: Eukaryota; Dinophyceae; Suessiales; Symbiodiniaceae
Source: the annotation of a GenBank genome assembly
CACCACCGCCGCAAAAAAAACCACGUGGCUUCACCAUGCCUAGGCCGCCAGUGGAGCUGGAGCUGGAGGCCAAGGUCCAGAUGCCGGAGCUUGACGACCUGGCUGUGCAGGAGAUUUCGCAGCUGGUCUUCCAGGACGAUCGCUGGCAGACGGCUCAGCAACAGCUGCAGAUGAGGGCCCUCAGUCGGGAACAGGCCUUGAAGAUGCUACAGGAGGGUGCGGAGAUGUAUGGGUUUUGGCCCGACUUGGCCCGGGAGACCCUGGAAAGCCUGGUGACUCAGCUGAUGGGCAGCGAUGUACCGAGCCUGGGGCUGCAGCAGUGGAUCACGGCUUCGGAUGUCCAUCAGCUGGGCUCGGUGGUGCCGGGAGAGCAGAAGGCCAAGUCAGGCUCUCAGGCGAGCAUCAAGACUGGAAGGACCUCCGAGGAUGGCCCUGAAGGUCCUGAGAUGCGAGCCAUGCGCACCUUCGCCACGUCACGCUUCAGUGCCGAUCUGGUUGCCUUGGACAUCACCGAGUCUUCGCCCACGGGAGGCGUCGAGGUGCAACGAUUCCUGCAGGAGAAGCUGCCCAAGGGUAACACUAUGGCGAUGAAGCCUCGGGAGACGACCUUGGAUUGGAAAGGACAUAUGGUCAGCCCCAACUACUUCCGCGUGAUCAACGCCAGCAUCCACGUGGUGGUGUUUGUGGGUUGUGCCGCAUAUGCGCUUGACCUUGUGACCAACAAGUACCCGCAGGCUAACCUCAUGUUCAGUUGGCCCAUCUUUUUCGCACGCCUGGGCGGCAUGGCCACUGCUGUUUGGACGGCCUUGCUGUUUCUCAGCAUGGCACGAAGCAUCCUGACGAUUUGUUCUCGGUGCUUACCUCGGCGAGGCCGCAGCUUCUGGUUCACUUUCUUGGACUGCCACAAAGAUUUGCACAUCGAAGCCGGAAAAGCUUUGGUCUUCUACUCGGCAAUUCACAUUGUGGGGCACUGCAUUGGCACAGUGCCUGGCGUGUUGCAGAAGGAUGUUGCGGAACUAAAUCAGCUACUGGGAUGUGCACAGGAGGAUCCUCCAUACCUUUUGCAUUGGGAUUUGAGCAUAUUCCAUUGGCCCUCGUGCCCACUGAAAGAGGCCGACAAACCGAUGACCUUCACAGAAGCCUUGUUCCUCACGAUGCCUGGCUUGACGGGUUUCUUCCUGGUGGUGGUGCUUGCCGUCGUUGCUGUGACCAGCCGACACAAGUUCCGCGCGCGGAGCUUCGAAUGCUUUUGGAACUUGCACAAUCUUGCAAUCAUCCUCUGGCCUCUCCUACUAUUUCUACACGGAUCUCAAGGUUGGAUUGGAAUUGGCAUUCCUUUGGUCAUUGUGGUGUGUGGGCUCCCAAUGCUUCUGUAUACUGCCACCCGGGUGGCCCGAUUGUUCCGCUAUUACUGCGCAGGACGAUCCGUCAAAAUCUUGCGAGCUGUGGUUCGGCUUGGCAAAGAUGAGGGCCCAGAAGGAUCCUUGGUGCAGUUGGAGGUCACGAAGCCCAUGUGCCUAUGGAGUUGGAAACGAAAUGCGGGGAUGUAUGCAUACAUUUGUUUGCCGGACUACUCCAAGCUGCAAUGGCACCCCUUCACGAUUACCUCUGGCUAUGAUGAUGAAACUGUGAACUUCCUGAUCGCAGGUAUUGGAGAUUGGACUCAGGAAUUGGCUUCACGUUGCUUGAAUGGCACAAGGUUACCCCGCCUUGCUUUGGAUGGCCCGUUUUCAGCUCCAACACAAUCCGCUUUGGACAAGCGCGUCCUGAUUGCUGUGGGCGCUGGGGUUGGGGUCACGCCCUUCAUUUCCCUGCUGUCCACGCUUGUUUCCGAGCUGGUCUCCGAGACCAAACAUGGCCUGGUCGAAGCACAUUUUUACUGGAUCUCACGAGAACCAACAGAGUUCAUCUUCGCUUGGAACAUUUUGCAGAAGUGGUUGAAGCAUCCCAUCUUGCAGUCCAAGAUCUUCAUUCAUCUCUACUGCACUGCAAAAGGCCCCACUCAGAAUUUGAAGGGUUUCCUGUUCAGGGAAGCCGUGAGGAGGCAAUGUAUAGUGGAUCGCAAGCACUUCAAGAGCCAUCUCACUGACUGGCUGAAGCAAAAUGAAGUUCAAAGCCUGGGUCCUCAAUUCCCCUGGGCAUGGGCCGAAGGCGGCAGUGAAGAUUUGAUUUGGGUGAAGUGCCAAUCGCUUGAGUCUGAGGGUGUGGCAGCUGCCUUCAAGACGAUCCAUUCGGAGCAGUCCUCCAGGUACUCCACGACCAGCUUGGGAGGUGAGGAUUGCGCAGAGAUGUUCCCGGUCUGUUUCGGAAGGCCCCAUUUCAAGAGGGAUAUUGCAUCGAUUGGAAAAGCACGGCCAGGGAUGAAUAUUCAUGUAUACAUUUGUGGCAACGAUGGAUUGGUUGGUGACUUGCAGUCAGUGUGCAACAGUUGCGCGCAAGAAGCCCUUGCAAGAAGCCGCCAAAAUCGGACAGCCUUGCAGAAAUAUCUCGUCCACUACGAGAGGUUUGGUUGAGGCUGCAUAGGAUAAUUGAGAUUCACAUAUUGCUUUGUGGCUGGUUUAGGGAUUACACCAAGUAUUCCUAGGCCUAUUGCCUAGCUUUGUUGCGCGAGCUCAGAAAGCCGCGUGACGAAGUGAAUUCAGUGAGCUGCUACUGUAAAGAUGGCGAUGCGGCAAAGCGGUCUUGUAGGGAUGUUUGCUGCGGGCCCCAAGCAGGGCUAAUGCCGUUGAGUUUUGUUAUCCGAUCCCGAGUGGCAAAGAUUGCUCUCCACUUCAUCGAAAUGAUGAGUGUUGGAGACAAUCACUAGUUUGCGGCAUCGGGUUCGCCAGGCAGCAUAGUGCAAGGAAGGUAAAAAGA